CUGUUCCUAAGCCUGGGCCACCAGCUGUUCCUAAGCCUGGGCCACCAGCUGUUCCUAAGCCUGGGCCACCAGCUGUUCCUAAGCCUGGGCCACCAGCUGUUCCUAAGCCUGGGCCACCAGCUGUUCCUAAGCCUGGGCCACCAGCUGUUCCUAAGCCUGGGCCACCAGCUGUUCCUAAGCCUGGGUCACCAGCUGUUCCUAAGCCUGGGCCACCAGCUGUUCCUAAGCCUGGGCCACCAGCUGUUCCUAAGCCUGGGUCACCAGCUGUUCCUAAGCCUGGGCCACCAGCUGUUCCUAAGCCUGGGCCACCAGCUGAGCUCAGCAUUUGA
Molecule: messenger RNA, 329 nt
Organism: Procambarus clarkii (red swamp crayfish)
Lineage: Eukaryota; Metazoa; Arthropoda; Malacostraca; Decapoda; Cambaridae
Source: RefSeq, a predicted model, not a curated record